AUGCUCACAGCCCCCUCGAUAAGUUCUGUGUUCUCCCCCAGCCCCAUUCUCUCCAGCUGCCCUCCAAGAUUGUGUCCUUUAUCCUUCGGCGAAGGAGUUGAGUUUGACCCUUUACCAGCCAAGGAAAUAAGGUACACGUCGCAGGUGCGCUACGGCUCGGAGCAGCGCUUCAUCGCCGCCGUCUUCCUGCCGCUGGCGCUGAGCGUGGCCGGCUGCAGCCAGAGCAUCGUCUGCGUGCCCGACUGCUCGUGGCGCCGCUACCGCAGCGAGGUGCGCCUGGAGCCGCGCCACCGGCCCCGCCGCUUCGCCUGCACCACCAUCGUCUACCCCAAGCGCGCCCAGACUGUCUGCACCACCACGCUGGACUACGACUGCCGCAAGGCCGCGCGCAGGUUCCUGGCCAGCGUGGAGCUGGACGCCGCCGAGUGCCCCGGGGACGGCUGCUGACCGCAGCCCUGCUCCCGUCCGCCCUCCCGCCCGUCCCCGCAGCCUCUCCCUCUCUCCCAGCUCUCAGCUCCCGCUCCCCGCCGCGGUUGGUUUUCGGUGGGAACCUGGCUUGGCUUUGUUGCGGGUUCCCCUCUCUCCUUCCCCGCGGUAAUCAGGUGAAAAUAGCCGCAGGUGGUUUCCUGCGGGAGGAGUUGGCAGGUAAGGAGGAGUGUGGGGUAGUGGCUGGCAGGUGGAGAUUCCCGUGAUGUGCAAAAAGUCCUUUUUUACUUUUGCGGUUUGCUGUCCUGCAGAGAAUCCUCCAGGUGUGGUUACACAGAGAGCUGUCAACUAUUUCAGUUGGAAAUUGCUGGGAAAGGCUAACAGAGAAAAAUCCAGAAUUCUGCAUUUAACGCGUGCCAAACUGUUAACAUACAGCAUUCAGUCUGUGUGAAGGUGUAAACUGGGGGGAAGAGGAGUUCUGAGCAGAGCAGGAGACAAACUGCUUCUGCAGCUCCAGGCACAGAGACAGGAUGGUGUGAUUGCAGCCCUUUGGGUGGUGGAGAACCUGAACCUGUGUUCUGUGUGGCACACAAGUGUUUCUGUGCCUGCAGCAGCGCUUGGAACAGAGAGUAGCAGGCCAGGAAUUAUCCCUGUGUUGUUGGAUCUUGGUGAUGUGGAGGUGGAAAACCACAAGUGCCUUGUUCUUACCCACACUGGCUGUGUGCACUAAAGGAGCUGUAAGCAGAGCAAAGUUCAGAUGGAGUGCUGGACAGAGGGAACCAGAAUGGCAAAGGAGGUGCUGGGUUGGGUGUGAGACCCUGUUGUGGUGGGCUUGGGAGGAGGGAAACAGGAGCAAGGUUUGUAGUGCACAGCAAAACCCACAGCUGGAGCUCUGCUUCCCCCUGAGCUGGUCAGAAAUCCCUGUCCUUGGGACUGGGGAUGUCACUGGGAUGGGGCAGCCUCUGCCUGUCUGCAGGCUGCUGAAAAAAAAACCUCUCCUGGGGGCGUGGUGAGUUUGGGGACCAAAGGGAAUCGCUUCAGAUACUAUCAGAGUUCUGUCUGGAUGUUACGUGCGUUCGUUUCUCGUGUGCCUUGAUGAAAGUAAGACAGAGAGGUUUCCUUCUUUUCCCAGAUUUUUUUCUCCUGUGUUGACAGAGCGUAGUGUGGAGAGCGUCUGCUUUGGGGAGCGUGGCUUGUGCUGGUUUUUUGUGUGGUGUAGUCUCUCAGAAACACCUGCUAGACCUGUCUGAGCUGGGCACGGCAUUUCCACGUAUUCCAAAACUCCUCUGAGGUGUGGGUGUGCAACACCGGUCCUGGUGUUUUAAAAGUCCUGCUUCUCAGGAGGACUUGGCAGUGCACAGCCCCAGGGGUGGGUUUUGUCAGGGGCAGCCUCUGAGCCUGUUCUUGAGCUGUGCUUUGUGUGUUUGUGCAAGUGUGGUGGAUGGUGUGGGAGUGGGAGCUGGAAGGAGCUGGGAGAUGAAAGUGCGGCAGGAAGGAAACCUUGGGUUUGUAUGGUUUGGGGGGUUUUUUAUUGUUGCUGUUAGGGUUUUUUUUACUUAUUUAUUAGCUCAGAAAAGAACAUCCUUCUCCUUUGGUAGUUGCCUAAAACGAUCCCAGCGUGAGAGAGGACAGGGGUGGCUCCGGAGCCAAGCGUCACCCUGGAACAUUUUGGUCUGGCAGGCUGCAAGACUGGGCAGAUGUGUCUUAAACAGGUGAUGCAAUCCUGCCCUAAGUGCUGCCCCAGGAUGUCCCUGUGGUGUAAGAGAAGGCCCAGCUCACCCCACAGCCCGUGGGGUUUCUCACUUCCCUCUGUAGGACGGGGUUGCUCCAUCCCUCGCUCCCGAAGCUGCUGGUGCUGGACACAGAAUUCCAGGAGAACCUGGGCUGCUCCCACGAAUGCUCUCCCAAUGGAUCCCCUUGGAACAGAUCUAAGAGGAGCUUGUUUUGACUUGUAGCCAUUAGUCCUUCCUAGUUAGAAGCGAAAUAACCCACACAGUACCCCUCACACUCUGGUUUUAGCAUAAAGCACCUGAUUUUUAUAAAGCAAGCAAACUUAAUAUGUACCUCUUAAAAAUAUUUUAAUUGGUAGAGAUACCUUUUAAAUUAUUUAUGUUCCAACAUUUGCAAAGCUCUGAUUAGCUCUGUGCAAGUGUUCUGGUGUCUGUGAUGUUUCCCACCCCCUCCUUCUGAUUUUCAAUUUGUCUUUUACUUUAUUGGUAAUAAAUGAACUGAAAACCAUCCUGCAGGGAAGUCUCUUUAUUUCUGUUCAAAGCUUUUCAGUGUUUAUUGUGGUAGUUACUCGGAAAUACAUUUUAUUUCCUGCCAAUCCCAGCUCCCCUCCUUUCUCUUCUAUUUGUUGUUUACAUAUUCUAGGAGGGUGUUUCCUAUAUAAAACUGUCUCUUUUAAAAACCAAACCAACACCAAAUGUUGUGGAUUUGUCAAUUUAGUAAGAGAUUGAAAAAGUGCUUCAAAGACAGCUGAAAAUCCUCUCCUUGAUGUGUUUGAGUUGUUCAUCUGGUACAGUUUUAUUUUUAAAGAGAGUUUUUGGUAUGAAUUUCAGCAUAUCCUACAAGUGAAGAACUAAUCCCUUUCAAAUAUAACAUGUAUUUAACCAGGCAGGAAUUUAUUUUUAAAAUGUAGAUGUUCAAAUGUUGCUUUAGUAAACACAGCAUAAACAUGAGACCAGAAUGUGUUAUGCAUUAAACUUUAUAAACCCAAAAGAGGUGAUUAUAA
Messenger RNA from Ficedula albicollis (Collared flycatcher), 3160 nucleotides. RefSeq names its product family with sequence similarity 101 member B (gene RFLNB). Bases 1 to 447 code for a protein of 148 amino acids. The record is from RefSeq and is a predicted model, not a curated record. Gene Ontology annotation, cellular component: actin filament bundle. Gene Ontology annotation, molecular function: filamin binding. Gene Ontology annotation, biological process: negative regulation of bone mineralization involved in bone maturation; actin filament bundle organization; skeletal system morphogenesis. Lineage: Eukaryota; Metazoa; Chordata; Aves; Passeriformes; Muscicapidae. The transcript is spliced from 3 exons.